AUGCCUGAUAUGAGAAAGUCUAGAGACAUCAAUGUUAUGACUACAUCAACACUAUGUGUGCAGUUAAACACCCUUUAUUAUGGCAUUAGUCAUCUUAACAAGCUGGAAGAUAGCAUUUGGGAACGCUGGAUAAGGAAGCAGAAGCAAGGGAAAUCCAAUAAGAGGUCUACAGAUGACAACUUGAGAAAAGAAAGCUUUGAUGGAAGUAGGAAAGAUAUUAAUGCAGCCAUUGACCGGAUUUGUGAGUUCACACGAACUAAGCUAAUUUUCUGGGAUCUAAGGGAGCCAUUCAUUGAAAACCUAUAUAGACCUAGUGUUUCAGAGUCCAGGUUGGAAACAACACUCAUUGAGCCUCUUGAUGUGGAACCAAAUCAACUAUGUGAUAUCAUUGUGGAGCCACUAAGAGAUCGAAUUGUAACAAGUCUUCUUCAGGCAUCACUGGAUGGAUUAUUUAGAGUGCUAUUAGAUGGAGGUCCAUUGCGAUUGUUCACGCCUUCUGAUGCUAAAUUCUUAGAAGUAUGGACAAAGCUUCAACAGGUUGGUGAUGAAAUAGUGACACUUGCAAACACUCUUUCUGAUAAAUCCCGGGCUCACUAUGAACAGGUUAGAACAUUGGAGUUCACAGGUGUUCACAGGUGGAUUAAGGUAAAGUUGAUGGAAGAAAGGAAUAUGAAGCCACUUGAUUUAAAUCUUGUAGCAUUAUCAGUAAGAUGCGGUAAAGACUUGGAGUUGAAUUUGGCUAAGUCAUUAUUGUGUGAGAUGGGCCAAUGUACAAAUGCUUAUCCAUAUAAUCAGCUGUUUGGAGCAUUAGUCUUAAAGAAUUAUGAAAAGCAAGAUGCAACUUUACUUAGUUGGAAUUUGAUGUACAUAGUAGAUUAG
This is a messenger RNA of Lactuca saligna, 879 nucleotides long. The record is from the annotation of a GenBank genome assembly. NCBI's taxonomy places the organism in Eukaryota, Viridiplantae, Streptophyta, Magnoliopsida, Asterales, Asteraceae.